Messenger RNA from Necator americanus (New World hookworm), 1779 nucleotides. RefSeq lists its product as uncharacterized. Gene Ontology annotation, biological process: acetylcholine catabolic process; choline metabolic process. NCBI's taxonomy places the organism in Eukaryota, Metazoa, Nematoda, Chromadorea, Rhabditida, Ancylostomatidae. Gene Ontology annotation, cellular component: plasma membrane. Gene Ontology annotation, molecular function: acetylcholinesterase activity. The transcript is spliced from 16 exons. Bases 1 to 1779 code for a protein of 592 amino acids. The record is from RefSeq and is a predicted model, not a curated record.
AUGCAGAUUCUCACGGUUCUGCAGACAGCGUUGCUCGCCGCAGCUGUGGCCGCCAAAACUGUCAACACGAGUACUCUUUUCAAAGAUAACAUUGUAACAACAGCUCUCGGCCAGAUUCGAGGCGUCACACAGUAUUUUAAAAAACAACGCGUCACUGCCUUCCUCGGAGUUCGCUAUGCUUUUCCGCCGCUUAGAAAACGACGAUUUACCGAGCCGGUGAUAAUCCGUUCUUGGGCGGGUGUGUUGAAUGCUACAAGACUUGCUGAGGCUUGCUACCUUACCAAAGAUACAACAUUUCCGGGCUUUUAUGGAGCAGAGAUGUGGAAUCCAAAAAAUGGCAUAACCGAGGACUGCCUAAAAAUGAAUAUUUGGGUACCAGAGAAACAUAAUGGUAGCGUUAUGGUAUGGAUCUUCGGCGGUGGCUUCUUCAGUGGCUCACCAUCGUUGGAUCUUUACAAUGGGACAGCGUUGGCAGUCAUGAAACAAACCAUUAUUGUGAAUAUAAACUAUCGGCUGGGCGCUUUCGGAUUUCUUUACCUGGGUGAAAUGUCGUCUGCACCAGGAAAUAUGGGUUUACUAGACCAACAAGUUGCCUUGAGAUGGGUGCACGAAAAUAUAGCUUCAUUUGGUGGUGAUCCGUCAAAAGUUACUCUGUUCGGUGAAUCAGCCGGUUCCGCGUCAGUAACGGCUCAUCUAGCGGCGCCGUAUAGUUAUCCGUACUUCAGUCGAAUUAUUGGGAAUAGCGGAUCGAUAAUGAACAGUUGGGCCACGAAAACCCCCGAGGCGAUGUUCAACCUGUCUAUGAAACUCGCUGAGCGUGUAAAUUGUACCAAGAAAGGAUUCGAUGGGGAUGCUGUGCAUUUAUGUUUAACGUCUCUUCCAGCAAGUGUUAUUCAAAAGGCAGCCGAUGAAGUGACAUCCGAAACAAGCCUUCCGAUGACUUUUGGAUUCGUACCCAUCAGUGCCGAUCGAAAUUUCUUCAAGGGAAAUGUAUUCGACCGUUUACGAAAUGGAAAUAUCAAGAAAAAUGUGGACGUCAUACUCGGCACCGUAAAAGACGAAGGGACCUAUUGGUUACCGUACUAUUUGAGUGAAUAUGGGUUCUCGUUCAAUCACACACUCCCACCCAAUGGUCGAAGGAACAAAGCGAUGAUAACGAGGACGCAAUACCGGAAGUCGAUCCAAACAUUCAUGCCUUAUUUUGGGGAAUCACCACUUGUUGAGAAUGCACUUUUAUACACAUAUGAGAACGUGUCGAACCGAGCAGAUAUGGAGCUGAACUUACGUGAUGGUGUGGGACGAUUCAUCGGCGACUACUUCUUCACCUGCGAUGUCAUCGAUUUCGCUGAUGUAAUCUCAGGCAUCAUUGAAGGACCUGUGUACAUGUAUUAUCUAACUAUGAGAUCGUCAGCGAAUCCAUGGCCAAAAUGGAUGGGAGUAAUGCACGGGUAUGAAAUAGAAUACGAGUUCGGACAACCAAUUUUAAGGCCCGAGCUUUAUGAUCAGAAUCGCCUGAAGACCGAACGAAGUUUCUCAAAAUAUGUCAUGCGGUUAUGGAUGAAUUUCGCCAAUACCGGCAAUCCCGAGAAACGAUGGCCGAAGUACAAUGUAAAAGGACGGAAAACACUUGUGCUUGGCGAAAAAUCCACGAAUGCCACACCAAAGAUCAUUUUCGAUGUUGAUGGACCAAACUGUAGACUUCUCGAAGAGGCAAAAUCUUAUGCUGGUAACGGAUUUACUUUGAAGAAGUACAUCGAAGGCGGCAAAGUGAAGAAAUAA